This is a messenger RNA of Perognathus longimembris pacificus (Pacific pocket mouse), 2009 nucleotides long. It is a transcript of the gene Prr3, whose product is annotated as proline rich 3. NCBI's taxonomy places the organism in Eukaryota, Metazoa, Chordata, Mammalia, Rodentia, Heteromyidae. The record is from RefSeq and is a predicted model, not a curated record. Bases 323 to 919 code for a protein of 198 amino acids. Gene Ontology annotation, molecular function: metal ion binding; RNA binding. The transcript has 5 exons.
CCGGGGGGGAUGCGGCGGGACUGCGGGGCUCGGCGAGAGGCGCGAUCACAGGUCGGAAGAGUCCUGGGUGCCAACCUGCUGUGACCCAAACCCCUCGUGGGAACGGCGAUGAGGAGAGCCGGGCUUACAGUGGCUCAUAAGUGCAAGCCCGAACGAGAAGGAAAAGCGAGGGGGUGCGAGGACUUUUGGAGAGAGGUCAGAGGGCACCAAGUUGUGCCUGCAGCUGUUACCAUAGUAACCGGGGACCGGAUGUGGCGAUUUUAGGACGCGACAAACCUUCCCGUCUCAGGCCUUCAGGCCCCUCGAACAGCCUGUUGACUCUAUGGCACGCCCCAUUGCCGCAGCCACGAUGCCGAAGCGAAAGAAGCAGAAUCCGCCGCCGCCGCAGCAGCCGCCGCAACAGCCUCCACUGAAUGAGCGGGAAGAGACUGGAGAUGAGGAAGAUGAGAGCCCCAUCGGACCACCCAGCCUUCUAGGCCCUCCCCCCAUGGCCAACGGAAAGCCUGGUGAACCCAAGUCAGCUCUUCACAGAGGCCCUCCAGGAUCAAGGGGACCAAUGAUUCCACCACUGCUGAGUCUCCCUCCUCCUCCCCGGGGCAGAGGCCCAAUUCGGGGAGGCCUUGGCCCCAGGUCUGGUCCUUAUGGUCGUGGAUGGUGGGGAAUUAAUGCUGAACCUCCUUUUCUGGGGCCAGGCCAUGGGGGUCCCUCCAGGGAAAGCUUUCACAAAGAGCAGAGAAACCCUCGAAGGCUCAAAAGCUGGUCUCUUAUCAAGAAUACCUGCCCACCUAAGGAUGGCCCCCAGGUUAUGGAAGACAAAUCCAGCCGCCCUGUCUGCCGACACUUUUCCAAAAAGGGUCACUGUCGAUAUGAAGACCUCUGUGCCUUCUACCAUCCAGGCGUCAAUGGACCUCCUCUGUGAGACUGUGCCUUCCCACCCAGACUGGAAAGAGUCCUCUGACCUAGUGGCCAUGUAUUUCCCUGUGGCCCAGUGACAGCUACUCCGAGGCUCUUCCACCCAGCACCCCCAGACCCAUCCACCACCACCUCCAUUUGGAGUCCAGAAUUGUGUUUCCUCACCAGUGCACAGUGCACGCUGACUCUGAUACAGGCUCCAGAGACUCACCUUCAGGACCCCAUCUUGCUCCCUUCACCCGGAUCUUCCCCUUCGCCAAAUGACUGCUUCACAGGAAACCUUUGGUGCUCUUUCUUGUGCAUCUGUCCACCUGUUCCCCAGUAUUGCCCUCAAUUCCUAAGAGCCUUGGAGCAGUUUGCUAUCCCCUCUAGCUGGUUGUCCUCUUUAUGUGGUACCCUAAUAUUUUCAGCUCCUUGGGAAACUUGCCAGGUUGUCUGGCUGACACACAGCUGCUUCCUGAACAGCCAUCCCCCUACUUUUGGAUUUCGUAGUUUCUCUGUCAGUAGCAUGAUCCCCACCACUGUGGUCUGUGAUCACUGUGCUUUGUGAAACUGUGCAUCCCCCUCGUAGCCUUUCUCAGUGUCCGUGACAUUUUUGUGACUUCCCAACACUAGAAUAAGUUUUUCUUGGUGCCCUCUAGCCUUUCCCUACCUCCCGACAUGGAAGAAUUGUGAAACUUCCCCCCAGAUUGUUCCCUGGUCCUCCCUCUUCUGGUGUUGGUUGUUUUGAGUCCGACAUGGACCAGUGAUGUCUUGUAAAGCCUCAGACAACAAGCCUUCCUCCCCAGCCUAUUUUGGUUAGGCUCUGUCAUGGCGAGGCCACCAGCCCUUUCAUUUGGAUUCUGUGAAUAUCUACCUGGCCUGUCUUUGGGUGGAACCUGGACAGCAUUGUCCCCUUCUUCCAACCCUCUUCCCUCACAUCCCUGGCACUGGUUGUUUUCUGUGAAAACGGCAGUGAACAGGUUCAGUUCUGAGCUGACCCUGAGGAAAUGGGUCAGGAGUUGUGUAGGCAAGAGGGAAGGAUGAGUGUUGGAGAACUGAGAAUGAUUUUUUUCUUUUUAACAUUUUUAUAUUAGUAAUAAACACAGUGUAAACAA